Messenger RNA from Talaromyces stipitatus ATCC 10500, 210 nucleotides. RefSeq lists its product as uncharacterized. The record is from RefSeq and is a predicted model, not a curated record. Bases 1 to 210 code for a protein of 69 amino acids. The transcript has 2 exons. Lineage: Eukaryota; Fungi; Ascomycota; Eurotiomycetes; Eurotiales; Trichocomaceae.
AUGUUACUCUGGGCAUUCAACUUUGAGAAUCCCAUUGACCUCAUAACCGGUCAACGCAUGGAACCUGAUACGAACCCUGAUACGGGCUACAUCGAGGGAUUAGCCGAGUGUCUCGAGAGUUUCCGUGUUCGAUAUGAGACGAUCAUGCGUGAGUUUGCAAAGGCAAAGGUUGAUGCCUUUUCAAAGUAUGACGAGAACGUUGAGAUUUAG